CGGCGGCGAAGCGGGAGGGGCGGUGCGGCGCUUCCGCAAAGAUGGCGGCGGCUAGGGGCGCUCGCCUGGCGGCCUGGGGCGGGAGACUGCGGCGUGGGCUCGCGGCCGGCCAGCGGGUGUUACCGGGCCCCCGCCCGUUGGCGGCAGCAGUGGCCGGGGUGGCCCUGGCAGGAGCAGGAGCGGCGUACUACCACGGCCGCGUGAACGUCGCGGCUCCCGAGGGCUGCCUCCGCGUCCUAGCCCAGGAAAAUGUUGACUGUGGAGAGAUGAUAGGGAAAUUGUCCCUUCGUAAACAGCGCUUCAUGCAGUUUUCUUCACUGGAAUAUGGAGGAGAAUAUUACAUGACACCACGAGACUUCCUCUUUUCUGUAAUGUUUGAACAAAUGGAACGUAAAACUUCAGUCAAGAAGCUGACAAAAAAGGAUUUCGAGGAUAUACUGGGAGGAAUCCAAACAGCUCCUUGUGGAUCGACCUUUUUUAGAGACCUUGGUGAUAAAGGGCUAAUUUCAUAUAUGGAGUAUCUUUUCUUGCUUACAAUCCUUACUAAACCCCAUACUGGUUUUCAUGUUGCUUUUAAAAUGCUGGAUACAGAUGGUGAUGAGAUGGUUGAGAAAAAGGAAUUUUUUAAGCUGCAGAAGAUCAUAAGUAAAGAAGAUGAUCUGAAGACUGUAACUAAAGAAACAGAAUUCCAGAAACCAACAGUAAAAGAACCUGAAAUUAAUACAACCCUUCAGAUACAUUUCUUUGGAAAAAGAGGAGAAAGAAAACUUCAUUACAGAGAAUUUCGAAGAUUUAUGGAAAAUUUACAAACAGAGAUCCAAGAAAUGGAAUUCCUUCAGUUCUCUAAAGGUUUGAAUUUUAUGAGAAAAGAAGACUUUGCAGAGUGGCUACUUUUUUUCACUAACACUGAAAAUAAAGACAUUUAUUGGAAAAAUGUGAGAGAGAAGUUGUCAGCAGGAGAGAACAUUAGUUUGGAUGAAUUCAAGUCAUUCUGUCAUUUUACGACCCAUUUGGAAGACUUUGCUAUUGCCAUGCAAAUGUUUAGUUUAGCUCAUCGCCCUGUCAGACUAGCGGAGUUUAAGAGAGCUGUCAAAGUGGCAACAGGACAGGAGCUCUCCAACAAUAUUUUGGACACCGUCUUCAAGCUCUUUGAUUUGGAUGGCGAUGAGUGUCUGAGCCACGAGGAGUUUCUUGGGGUGUUAAAAAACAGGAUGCAUCGAGGCUUAUGGGUACCACAACAACUAAGUAUACAAGAAUACUGGAAAUGUGUGAAAAAAGAAAGCAUUAAAGGCGUGAAAGAAGUCUGGAAACAAGCUGGAAAACAUCCUUUUUAAAAAAAAAUAACAUGGAGAUUAUAUUACUCCAAAUGUCAGAAUAUGGGAUUUUUUUUUAAGUACUAAAUGUUUUCUUCUUAAGUCUUACUGAUUUCCUUUGAAAUAUAAAUAUGCCUUGUAUUUGUUCUCUGGCUAUUCUCUGAUAUAAAAUAAUUUCUUAAUGCAAUUUCAUUAAAGAACUUAGUAAAAUGAAAGUAAUCUUUUAUAAAAACAGGUAUUCUGUCAGAAUGUCUAGGACUGAAGUAAUGCUUUGUACUUGAUAAGAUGGAAAACGCUGAUUUCUUAGACAUAAAAACACAAUAUACCCUCUAGAAGGAUCAGCAAGUACUUAUAGAAAAAGGUAAUUGAUAUACAAGGCCAGUUUCAAUUCCACAAAUCCUGAUGUUCCUUAUAGGGCAAAUUAAGGUAAAAACAUUUUGGGUUUUCUCAUCUGUAUCUUACAUAUCAUAAAGUUCUUGUAUAUUUUAUUUUAGUUGGCUGCAUAUUGGUUAUCUUAAAAAUAGCAUAAAUUUCAGUAUCCUAUCUGGAAACAGAAUAAAGUAUUUAUAAAGCCAAAAAUUAUCAAGGUAUGCUUUGUUUUCCAUGUUUUUUUUAAAGUAAAUACUCAUUCCUUGCCAACCUCAUUAGUUUAUGUUCUUAAAAACUUGUGUAAUUGGGAUAAUCUUGAUCACAAAAUCAGGAUCUCUUGGGGUAUAUAUUGGGUUGUGGGUAAAUAUUUAAAGUGGCACUAGAAAUUAAUUGGCAUUAAAUAUAUAAAGGUAUCAUGAAAUGGUAUUUUUUAAAUGUAAGGGGUUUUUUAAAUGUUUUAAAUAUGCUUCUCAAAAAUAUUGGAGACAUUUAAAACAUGUAUCAGUCCCUAGAUCAGUGACUGAGUUCACGACGAGCCUGGGACAUCUCAUGCCUGGAAGGAAGUGCUCACAACAUAACGGGACACAUCAAGAGGGCAAGAGCCCACUUGAGGGAGCUUCCCGAGCUAAAUCUGACACAGUUUGAGCAUCAAAGUAAUUAAUAUCAGUAAUGGAUUAUAACCUGUUGAAUAAAGCCAGAACCAUGAGCUUACAUUGAAAAUUAAUUAGCUGUCUGAUAAAUGGGGCAAGGAAAACCUCUUUCCUACAGUUGUUAAAGGAUAAGGUAUUGAAAUACGUUAAUUGGAAGGCCUUGAAACACGCUAAAUUGGGAGACUCUUAUAGUUUAGAUUGAGAUUGACAAGUGGUAAAAGGUUUCAUCCAAGUAUUAGUCAAAAAAUAAUUUUUUAAUAAAAAAUAAAUUUA
Molecule: messenger RNA, 2605 nt
Organism: Manis pentadactyla (Chinese pangolin)
Lineage: Eukaryota; Metazoa; Chordata; Mammalia; Pholidota; Manidae
Gene: MICU2
Product: mitochondrial calcium uptake 2
Exons: 12
Coding region: 42-1334 (430 amino acids)
Biological process (GO): calcium import into the mitochondrion; mitochondrial calcium ion homeostasis
Cellular component (GO): uniplex complex
Molecular function (GO): calcium ion binding
Source: RefSeq, a predicted model, not a curated record